UCGGAAGCCGAUCCUGGCCCUCCCCGGCCCCGGGCGCCCGGCCCCUUCCCAGCGCCCGGAGCGCAGGCGGGCCCCGGGCCCUAGCCGCGUUGACCAGGUUUCCAGCCGGGGCGGAGCCGCUCCCCGGGACCCCUCCCAGGCGCGCUGGGGACCCGGGGCGCCGCGGUGCACGGUGGCGGGCGGCCCCGGGAGAUCUCCGCCCCCGAAGCCGUCCCUGCCGGCGCCCCGGGUCCAGAACCCCAGCGCGGCGCGGCGUUUCAGCCGCGGCGGGGCGCUCGCCAUUGACCCCUCAGCCCUUGGCCGGGACUGACGUUCAAGCGAACAGCUGGGCUCUGCCGGGACUGACGUUCAAGCGGCAGUCGAGCACUUCCUGAGCCCUGCCUGGCACCCGCCGAGAGACUUUUUGGCCUGUGGAAAUCGAAUCAAGGGUUUCUGGAGUGGAGUGAUUCCAGCUGCUUUGAGCUGAAGGAAAAGUAGCCUGGCCACUAAAGCGUCCCUGUGCUGGAGGAGUGCAGCCACCCAUCCCGGCGGGCCUUGCAGGAGGACCGACACCAGGAAGGCUUUGUGCCAGGCCCAGCAGCCUCCCCCAGCCGCCUUAUGCAAGUGGGUACAUGCCCUCGCCAGACGCCAGCUUUCUGAUCUGCGUCUUUAGAUUUUUUCCAUCGCCUAAGCGUUACUUCUCCACUGAUCGGUGAGUUUAGUGAUGGCCAGAGCUCACUGGAGGACAAUGGACUUGGAUAACCAAAGGUCAGGGCUUGGUCAUAACAAUGACUUUAUUACCGGGAAGGACGAGUCAAAAAAUAGGAAGGCCUGGGAACCUUCAGGCUCGCCACUAUAGGUUUUAGAGACCUGAAACAUCACAGAAGCUUCUGAGUGGUUCUGAAGAUUCAAGAGGUUUGCAGGUUGCUAUGUUAAUGUUGUUUGUCUUUGGAGUCUUACUUCAUGAAGUCUCACUGAGUGGUCAGAAUGAAGCUCCUCCUAAUACUCACAGCAUUCCAGGCGAACCUCUGUAUAACUAUGCCAGCAUCCGGUUGCCAGAGGAGCACAUUCCCUUCUUUUUGCACAACAAUAGGCAUAUUGCCACUGUCUGUAAGAAAGACUGUCUUUGUCCGUAUAAGAAACACCUAGAAAAGCUAAAGUACUGCUGGGGUUAUGAGAAAUCCUGCAAACCAGAGUUCAGGUUUGGUUACCCAGUUUGCAGCUAUGUCGACAUGGGAUGGACGGACACUCUUGAGUCAGCUGAGGACAUAUUUUGGAAACAAGCUGACUUUGGAUAUGCCAGAGAGAGGCUGGAGGAGAUGCAUGUGCUCUGUCAGCCUAAGGAAACGAGUGACUCAAGUCUGGUGUGUACCCGUUAUCUUCAAUACUGCAGAGCAACCAAUCUCUACCUUGAUUUAAGAAACAUCAAGAGAAGUCAUGACAGAUUUAAGGAGGACUUUUUCCAGAGUGGUGAAAUUGGAGGGCACUGUAAACUUGACAUCCAUACAUUGAUGUCUGAAGGUCAGCGCAAAAGCCCUCUGCAGUCAUGGUUUGCUGAGCUACAAAGCUAUACUCAGCUCAACUUCAGACCUAUAGAAGAUGCUAAAUGUGACAUUGUCAUUGAAAAACCAACGUAUUUCAUGAAAUUAGAUGCAGGUGUUAACAUGUAUCACCACUUCUGUGAUUUCAUCAAUCUUUAUAUUACUCAGCACGUUAAUAACUCAUUCAGUACUGACGUGUACAUCGUGAUGUGGGACACCAGUUCUUAUGGAUAUGGUGAUCUAUUCUCCGACACAUGGAAUGCAUUUACUGAUUAUGACAUUAUACAUUUGAAAACUUAUGAUUCCAAAAGGGUAUGUUUUAAAGAAGCUGUUUUUUCAUUACUCCCCCGCAUGAGGUAUGGGCUGUUCUAUAAUACUCCUCUGAUAUCUGGCUGUCAAAAUACUGGACUAUUCAGGGCAUUUUCCCAGCAUGUACUACACAGACUAAACAUCACACAAGAAGGACCUAAGGAUGGAAAAAUUCGAGUCACUAUUCUUGCACGGAGCACAGAAUACCGGAAAAUCCUAAACCAAAAUGAGCUUGUAAAUGCACUGAAAACAGUAUCUACAUUUGAAGUCCAGAUUGUUGAUUACAAGUAUAGAGAACUUGGGUUUUUAGAUCAACUAAGGAUCACACACAACACGGACAUAUUUAUUGGAAUGCAUGGAGCUGGUCUGACCCAUUUACUUUUCCUUCCAGACUGGGCUGCUGUAUUUGAACUGUACAACUGUGAAGAUGAACGGUGUUACUUAGACUUGGCCAGGCUGAGAGGCGUUCACUACAUCACUUGGCGACGGCAGAACAAAGUCUUUCCUCAGGAUAAGGGCCACCAUCCAACCCUUGGGGAGCACCCGAAGUUCACCAACUACUCUUUCGACGUAGAAGAAUUUAUGUAUCUUGUCCUUCAGGCUGCAGACCACGUAUUGCAACACCCAAAGUGGCCAUUUAAGAAGAAACAUGAUGAGCUAUAAAUAUGUUGAGUCUGUUUGCAAAAAGAGAGUGUUUAAACACUCCAACACCCAGACUUAGAAUUAAAUCAGUAAAGCAACCUGUUAUUUCCUAUCCCUGAAUUACCUUUUCUAUGCCAAAACAUACCUUCAGGAUAUUGUUAUGUGUUUUAUAGACGUUCAGUGUUUCAUGUGGUUUUUGUGUCAUUGCUGUUUAUCAAUAGCAAUAAUUUUGCACUGAAAACUUUUUAUAGUUCAAAAAUUGAGCAUGGACUCCCCGGUAUACUUUAACUUUCUUUCUUUCUUUUUUUUUUGGAGACAGAGUCUCACUGUCACCCAGGCUGGAGUGCAGUGGCAUGAUCUCAGUUUAUGCAACUUUUGCCUCCCAGGUUCAAGUGAUUCUUUUCCCUCAGCCACCUGAGUAGCUGGGAUUACAGCCUGCACCACGAUGCCUGGCUAAUUUUUGUUGUUGUUGUUGAGACACAGUUUCACUCUGUCACCCAGGCUGGAGUGCAGUGGCAUGAUCUCGGCUCACUGCAACCUCUGCCUUCUGGGUUCAAGUGAUUCUUGUGCCUCAGCCUCCCAAGUAGCUGGGAUUACAGGCGUGCACCACCACGCCCAGUUAAUUUUUGUAUUUUUGAUAGAGACGGGGUUUCACCAUGUUGGCCAGGCUGGUCUCGAACUCUGGGUUCAAGCAUUCCUCCCACCUUGGCCUCCCAAAGUGCUGGGAUUACAGGUGUGAGCCACCACGCAUGGCCCUGAACUUUCUCUUUUUAGGGAUACCAAAGUUUUCAACUUUUUCAGCUUUAGAAUUUGUAAAUAUUUUUGUAGAAUAUCAUAUGACUGUAAUUCCAGAGUGUUCCAACUUGUUUAUGAUAUAUUUGGGUAAAUUUACAACUGUUCUUUUAUUUGCCAUAAUCUGGUUAUAACACUGUGGUAGGAAAGGAAAACAUGCAAAACACACACACACACACACACACACACACACACACACACACACACACACACACACACACACACACACACACACACACACACACACACACACACACACACACACACACACACACACACACACACACACACACACACACACACACACUUGUGAUUCUCAGUACCAAGCUAUAGGACCAUGUUAUAUAUCAGAGUUUAGUCACCUCCAGGUUAUAUGCAUCAAGAACCUGAAUAAAUCAUGCCACUAUAUUAAUUUAUAUUUACAUGUUUUAUAAUUAAAUCACGUUUUCCUAAAAUGUAGCAACUACAUGUGGUAAAAGCAAAUUAGAACAUUCUGUAGGACUGUUUUGCAUACCUUCUAUCUGGUUUCCACUGAUUCUUUCUUAGCCAUGGAGAGCAUUUGUGAUUAAUUAAUUUAUAUAUAAAAUAAUGGUUUCCAUUUUAUGCGAGUAUCUGUAACUGCAUAUACCAGUGCGUGUGCAUCUACCUCUGUCAGCAUGAAAGUAUUCCAGUCUUUAAUUUCAAAAACUUCAAAUUAGCCUCAUGAAAAGAAUUUUUCCCUGUAAAAAGUAAGACCAAGAAAAAACAAAGACGUGUGACUUAUUCAAUGAAAGUGAAAAAGAAGCUAUAAGAAAGUGUCAUUGAUUAAAAAGAAUAUCUGGAAUGUAGCCCCAUUCUGAAUGGGAUUCAUUUCUUACUGCUUAUGAACCUUCGAUUUAGUAGUCAGAAACCAUGGAUUUAUUUUACUGCACAAUGUGAAGUUUACAUUUUAUUAACACUUGAAUAGUUAAUUUAGAGACUAGUUACUUCUAUUUUUUAAAAUAAUGGAGUAGCAAAUUACAGAAUAGCUAAAUAAUUUUUUAAAAACAUUUUACAGUUGUAAAAAAUAUCCAUCAGAAAAAUGACACACGAAACAAAAUAUCUGGACCUUUACAGAAGAUGUUUGCUGACCCUCACUUUAAAGGAUUUGAACAGUCUUCUAGAAUUGAGGAAUAUUUAUUAAAAUACCUGUAAAGAAAAUAGUGAAUCACUGUGGCAAUGGCUUUGAUUCAGACCUUAAAAUCACAUAAGAAGAAUUACAACAUGUUACGGAUUUUUAAGUGACAGAUAUUGCAACUGUUUUUUUUGUGCAAAAUACUGAGUAACCACUGGGAAAAUAUUUCAGAUGAAAGGGAUGACAAAAGUAUGUUGCACUUUGCAUCAGCAAGGCAUUGACUUCUGAAAAAAUGAUCUGAAAAAAAAGUUUCACCGUUUGUCUUCUUACCUCAUUUUAAGAAGCAUGUGAAAAUGGGAUGCUAUAGACUAGUGAGAAUUUCAGAAAUUGAGAACAAUUUCAUAAUACAACUGCUAUAUUUGAAGAGAGAGUACAUUUUAUAUAAACAGGAAAAUACAUUUGACACUUUAUGGAAUUAACUUUUAUGAGACUUUUGUGGGAACAGAAGGUCUUCAAACUGUAAAAUGUAAAGAUUGCUCUUUUUAUUAAGUCUUUAACAGGGAUGUAUUUCAUUGUAUGUUUUGGGUAUGGCUUUGGAAUAAAUCAUUUUAUAUUUUA
Messenger RNA from Pongo pygmaeus (Bornean orangutan), 4974 nucleotides. RefSeq names its product EGF domain specific O-linked N-acetylglucosamine transferase (gene EOGT). The record is from RefSeq and is a predicted model, not a curated record. The transcript is spliced from 18 exons. Gene Ontology annotation, cellular component: endoplasmic reticulum lumen. Lineage: Eukaryota; Metazoa; Chordata; Mammalia; Primates; Hominidae. Bases 909 to 2492 code for a protein of 527 amino acids. Gene Ontology annotation, molecular function: protein O-acetylglucosaminyltransferase activity.